AUGUAAUAAUAUAGGGAGUUCAAAUCUCAUAUUAAGAAGUCAGAAUACACAACUUCAGAUAAGAACUUUCCCCUUGCUUUACAUGCCUUAUUAAUCUACGUAUUUUUUAUAUCAUUUAACAUUGCCGGAAAAAUGUGUUAAUAAGACAUAUUUGCUAAAAGGUUUCCUGGAGAUGAAAACAAUUUAGGAAAUUUAAUGUGGUUUUGUUAUUAGACAGUUGCUUUUAUAGGAUUAGCAUAAUUGCCUAAAAUUGUAAAUUUUAUCACAUUUAGAAUUAUAUUGAUGGUAGGAUCUUUAGGACCUUAAAUUUUUAUUUUACCUGCCAUUCUGGCAUCUAGUUCGAAUUGUCCUGAUUGGGCAAUCUAUCUAAUUGGUAUACUUUGUUCAAUCUGUUCUGGAAUAUUAUCAGUAAUAUUCUUAUUUGGAAUGCUAUAUUAUUUAUCUAACUUAUCAUUCGGAGACGAAAAAAUAUUAUAUUAUUGUUCACUCUAUUUUAUGUAAUUUAUACAUAUAUAAAUUUAGUCAUAGUUUUUAAUGGAUAUUAGGUAGCUUUUUUGCUGAAAUUUUUAGUAGAGCAACAAUUGAGGCAACUGGCAGACUAUUUUAUAUUUCUGUUGUAUAACUAAUUCUAAGUCUUCUCUUUUUAACUACUUUUGAACCCAAUCAUCCAAGGUUACGAAGAACUAAAGAACAAAUUCUUAGUUUAAUUGAAAUUAAAACAAGUUAACAAAUAGAUAAAUUAAAUACAUUAAGAUAAUUAAUAAUCAGUGGAAUAUAAGUUGAGAAUUUAAAUUAAUAAUAAAAAGCUAAAUCAGAAGAAGAACUCAAAUAAAUUAUGAAUAAUAUGACAAUUCAAUGUUUUUCUUUAGAUUCAAGCAAUUUAAGUAUGAUAAUUGAAAAAGAAGAAUUUAAUGUUUAUUAAAAUAAAUCAUAUUUAGAAUGUAUAAAAUAUACUUCAUAUGAAUUAUGGAAAAGAAAUGCCCUAUAUUUAUUGCCUUUAGUACUUACUGUAGCUUUACUUGAAGGUUUUAUUUAUAUCUAAAUGCUCAAUUAUAUAAUGUUUUUAGCCUCAAAAGUUGAUGAUGCUAGUAGUUCCUUUGAAAUUGAGUUUAUUUUCUUUUAUGUAGGCUUAGGUUAUGUUCUUGGAUGUUUUGCUAUCGGGAUUUUUGGGGAUUUUAAAGAUAAAAUAGUUUGGAUGAUUUUCACUUUGACUAUCUUACAGUUUAGCUUUAUUUUUAGUUGGGUUGUAAUAAGUUAUAGAACAAAUAUCUACUUUUUCUUUUAGUUGUUUGCUGCAAUGUUAGGAUUUUGUGCAUCUGGCUUAACUUCUUCUAUUAUCUCCUUUUUAUGCUUUGAAUUUUCAUCCCUGAUUUAUAUGGUAGAUACAAUUUAUAUUAUUUAUUCAAUUUGUUUUGCAAUAUCGUCACUGCUUUUUAUUUUUGGAAGUAGAGAUGUAUUUGAACAUUUGAUUGUAAAUUUAUCCAUAAUGUAACUUGUUGCAAUGAGUAAUUACUACUUUAUCUAUAAAUAUUAUAGAAUAAAAAAAUUAAGUAAAUAAUGA
This is a messenger RNA of Paramecium sonneborni, 1561 nucleotides long. The record is from the annotation of a GenBank genome assembly. NCBI's taxonomy places the organism in Eukaryota, Ciliophora, Oligohymenophorea, Peniculida, Parameciidae.